AUGGCUAAUAAAUUGAAAAGGGCUUCCAAUAUUACUGCGUUUGAUGUCGCUCAACGACGUCGAGUUAGCGAACAACUGCGUGCAGAUUCAUUUUGGAGUGAUUUUUCGUCAUUCGAUUAUCGCAGUGCUGGUCGAAUAAGAUCAAGUGAUGAAAUCCAUGCAAUGGCGGAGACAUCGGUUAUAACUACAUUUGAUAGCCGAGCUGAUAUUCAUCUUACUGUGCCACAUCGAGAAAAUUAUCAUCUACGUAAGAUUCGCAGCAGUAGUACGAUCGAGACAAUAAAAGAAGAAGAUAGUCAUCGAGACAGUAUCAACGAUGUAAAUAUUACUCCUGAUCCAUCACCUAUAGAACCAGCAGAAAUUCUGGUUAAAUGCGAUGAUGAUGUUAUUCAUAAUUUAUCGGAAUAA
Messenger RNA from Trichoplax adhaerens, 408 nucleotides. RefSeq lists its product as uncharacterized. Bases 1 to 408 code for a protein of 135 amino acids. The record is from RefSeq and is a predicted model, not a curated record. NCBI's taxonomy places the organism in Eukaryota, Metazoa, Placozoa, Uniplacotomia, Trichoplacea, Trichoplacidae. The transcript has 2 exons.